AUGUUAGCAAGUGCGAGUGGGGGCGCUGGCAGUGGAAGCACAGGUGGUGCGAUGUCGUGGAAAGAGCAUAUUCUCGACGAGAUUCCCGUAGCCGCAGAGGACGUGGGAGAUGCUGUGACAUGUCUGCUUCAUACCAUUUUGUUUACAAGAGCGCCAGGACCCGUCCGUCCCAGUGAAGCCUCAUGCCAGGCCUUCCCUAACAUCACGUACGCUUUGUGUGCAGUGGGAGACGUUAGUCGUAAGGUCGAUCACGCCGUACGCAGCUUUGAGGAGUCGACGGUAUUGGGAGAUGGCAGUAGCUACUUGAUGGGAGCUAAUAGCAGUGUUAUGACCCCAUACGGGCAACCGUCGAUGGGUGCAAGUAGCAACGUUCGAGGUGCCAAUAAUGGGUACAUAGUAGUAACCUUUUUUGAGCGAAAAGUGAAAAAAGCCUUGUUUGGACUUAUGUCCAAUGAGGAGAAGACGGUGUUUGAAAAGUGGAUUGUGCCCGUGACGGUGACGUCGUCACCUGCUGCGUCACAAGAAGAGAAAGAAUUGUGUGCGGGAGAGACGGAAGCGGCGCUUCAGAAUGCCCUGCUGCAUAUUCUGACGGCGGUACAGAGCAUUGAGCACAUUCCAAUUGCGAUGUACGAUUUUGAGAUUAGGACGUUUAACAGUGUGGAAGCUGCACAGGUUGGCAGUGGAUAUGGCGCAGGGUUGGGAAGUACUAGUGUACGCCUCAUGCCGUAG
Molecule: messenger RNA, 729 nt
Organism: Peronospora farinosa
Lineage: Eukaryota; Oomycota; Peronosporomycetes; Peronosporales; Peronosporaceae
Source: the annotation of a GenBank genome assembly